Rhinichthys klamathensis goyatoka is the source of this 3411-nucleotide messenger RNA. RefSeq names its product sterile alpha motif domain containing 11 (gene samd11). Bases 436 to 3057 code for a protein of 873 amino acids. NCBI's taxonomy places the organism in Eukaryota, Metazoa, Chordata, Actinopteri, Cypriniformes, Leuciscidae. Gene Ontology annotation, molecular function: protein binding; RNA polymerase II cis-regulatory region sequence-specific DNA binding; DNA-binding transcription activator activity, RNA polymerase II-specific. The transcript is spliced from 13 exons. The record is from RefSeq and is a predicted model, not a curated record. Gene Ontology annotation, biological process: positive regulation of transcription by RNA polymerase II.
AUACACGCCUUAUAAUGCGUUAAAACAUCCUAGUUGUAUGGUGUCCUCAUUACUUUCUGGACAAAAAUAAACUUAGCACUGGAGUUGAUGCAGGAAAUAAACAUAGCGAAGUUGCCAUAGUGAUUAUUUUAAAGGAAACGCGGGAUAAACAAUCAUUAGGCAUUGAGCACGCUCAGCGUUAAUAUCUGGCGGAGAUGUCAGGCAUUAGUCCGAUUAGAUGUGGUGGGCAGGAGCGCGGGGAGACCCGUCAUGCGAGCAGUGCACUGAGGAGAAGAGUGAAGUGGUGAAUGGCUGAACUUAAGCGCUCUGCUGUCAGCCAGCGACGCGGGAGUCGUGCGUAAACACACCGGUGCGCCUGGAACUCCACGAAGAGGGACACAAGUUGGGACGCAUGAACUGCUAAUCACACGUUACCGGCGCUUCGCUUCGGGUAACAUGCCUGCCAUCAAAAAGGAGAGACUGGAUGGAGAAGACAUGGCAUUAGCCGCCUUCAACCAGCCCGAAUACCUGGCCCCUUUAAAUGCCACCGCUAUCCCCGUGGUGACCCCUCAUCCGCCGCCGUACGAUCACAUUUUCGCCCAUCAUCAGCGCGCGUACUUGGGCUUUCGCGACACCGCGCUGCAUCAGCAGCACCUUCACCACCACCCGGACGACUUCAUGCUAGAGAGCUUCUCGUCUAUCCCGGACUUUCAGCCGUUUUUCGACAACGGAGAGCCUUGUAUCGAAGUGGAAUGCGGGGAAAACAAAGCACUACUGUACAUUAACAAACUGUGCCAGGGCAGCAAAGGGCCCUCCAUCAAAUACCGGGCUGAGUGGCUCACCCCAAACGAGUUCCAGUUCGUGAGUGGAAGAGAGACAGCCAAAGACUGGAAACGGAGUAUUAGGCACAAAGGUAAAAGUCUGAAGACACUUAUGUCCAAAGGAAUCUUACAGGUACAUCCUCCAAUCUGCGACUGCCCUGGCUGUAGAAUUUCAUCUCCUGUGAACCGUGGGCGACUGGCAGAGAAACGCACCAUCCCCUUGCCGCCAACACGGGUGCCCAAAAAGGAGCUGGCCUCCGUUUUCAGCAGUGACGACAGCGAGGGCAGCGAGCGAGCCAGUGGAGAUCAUGCAGACAUCAAACAGGAAGAGCUGCAUUACACUAUCAUGAGAAAGAGUCGUGACAGUGACCUCUCAACGAUCAUCUCCAACCUGCACCACACCCGACAGCACGGCAUGCCCGAGGGCCAGCCCUGCUCCGACCUCAGCCUCGCCUCCGCACACUCAGAUGACAUUCUAGGCAAGAGGAGAGCCUACUCCCCCAACAGCAGCAGCGAGUGCCCAUCUGACAGCAAGAAGUCCCGCAGCGUGUCACCUAAAGAGAACUCUCACACUCCUGCGCUGGAGCCAGGCAGUCACAUGACCCCCGAGGAGCACUACAGGCGCAUGAUGUCAGCUCUGAACGAGCAUGGCUCUUAUGAGGAGCAGCAGCAGCGCCUGUAUCAGUUGGCGAACAACAUGGGCAUCCCAAGUCACGAGCUGCUGCGUGUGCGUCAGGAAGCCUUGGCUGCCGUUAGAAACGCGGGAGGAAUGGAAGCCCACGUCCCCUCUGCAGGCAGCUCCUCUAGCCAGCGGCGCAAACAGGGCCUUCCCCAGCACAGAGACGCACAGUUCCCUGAGCGAGACAUAUCGCACCCUCCAUUGCUGUCCCCACAGAAUGCUCCUCACAUUGCUCUGGGGCCUCACCUGCGUCCCCCGUUCCUGGGCAUGCCUUCUGCCCUCUGCCAAGCCCCAGGUUAUGGUUUCCUGCAGCCUGCUCAGGCAGAGAUGUUCGCUCGUCAACAGGAGAUCCUUCGUAAGCAGAACCUUGCUAGGUUGGAAAUGUCUGCUGAGUUGUUGAGACAGAAGGAGUUAGAGAACCUCCACAGGCAGCGACUGCUGGCGGACCCACUGGGCCUGCAUCCCGGGCUUCCUGCAGAACACCCUGCCUUGCGCAGCCUGCACGAAAUCCCAGAGGGCCACCCACUCCGAGAGGAGCUCAAUCGCCGCAAUGCCAUGCUGGUUUUGCGGCACAACAACACCCCAUUACUCUCCCUCAACCACCAGGGGGCAGCAGUAGGCACUUCCUCUAAAGACCUCAGCAACAGGAAGAGCGUGAGGAAAGGAGGACCACUCCGAGGGGACCAACAAGGGGGUUUGUCUGAGACUAAAGAGAUGCUCAGUGAGGGUUGUGCGCGGGAUGGAGAAACAGAGGGACAAGAUGAAGACAUGAAAGACUCUGAGAUUGAUGCAGAGGUUGGGGAAGAUAGGCCUGAGAGGCUUUCCAAAGUGGACGGACAUAGUCUCGGUUCGGAGGCGUGUCAAGGCAAGGAUGUGACCAAGUCUAGCGAAACAGUGAAAGAGCUGGGGGAGGGGUCAGGACGGCUCAGUGCCCCUUGUAGCUCCAUUGGCCAAGAGUCACCGACCCACCACCUCUUCACAUCAGGACUGAGCAAGAGUGAGGCCAAAUACCUGCCACCAGGAAUCCCACCCUUAACCACUUUGCCUGGACAAACGCUGCCCUUUACCUUUCCAUACACCAGCCCUUACUUUCACACCGGCGCAAUGGGAGGUCUUUUUGUGGACGGAGAAGAGGCGGGAGCAGUCGAGGACAUCAGCAAGUGGAGUGUGGAGGAGGUGUGCAGCUUCAUCAGCAGCCUAGCAGGCUGUGGGGAGUACACACAGGUCUUCAGAGAGCAGGCCAUUGAUGGCGAGACUCUGCCACUGCUAACUGAGGACCACUUGCUCAACAACAUGGGAUUGAAACUGGGGCCUGCCCUCAAGAUCCGCUCUCAGGUGGCGCGACGUAUUGGCAGAAUAUUCUACAUGACCAGCUUCCCGCUGGCCCUCCCGCUGCCGCCAUCUGUUCUGCGCCCCACAGACAGAGACCCCCUGCCCGCCGAGACCCGUCCUCCUUCUACCGGCAGCACUUCCUCCCCAUUCAGCGUGCCCCCUCCCGCCUGCCGCGCCUCCCCCAAACAGGAGAACGGAAACCCCUCCUCAGCGGGAGCCUACGACUCCACUAAACCUCCCUCGUAGAAUUGGCCAUUAAAACUCUUGACUGCUUCUCCAUAUGGCAGAGGCAGUGCUUCAGGGAGGAGGUAAAGACGGAAAGAGGGCAUGAAGGGGGCCCUCUUUGAACUAUUCUUUCCUUCCUCUUACCCCCUCCCGAAAUAAAAAGCAAACUUGAGGACCUUUAUGCAGAGGCACUUAAUCUUUUUAGGAAAAGUGUGGAGAAAUGUGCAGAAAGAAGAGAGACACUGAAGAAAUGAUGCGGGCUGAAACAGCUCCACCCUUCGCAGCGGCUGUGAGGAAGCCAAAAUCCAAAGAUGUGCAAAUAGGGACUUGGGGACGAGACAGGAAGGGUUAGAGUGUGCGAGAGAUGAACGUGAG